Penaeus indicus is the source of this 1012-nucleotide messenger RNA. RefSeq lists its product as uncharacterized. The record is from RefSeq and is a predicted model, not a curated record. Lineage: Eukaryota; Metazoa; Arthropoda; Malacostraca; Decapoda; Penaeidae. The transcript has 4 exons. The coding region runs from base 16 to 828 and encodes 270 amino acids.
AUAACAUGAACAAUAAUGAACAUAAUAAUACCAGCGACGUUCCCAAUCAUAAUAACAGCACCUAUUCGCACACCCACACAGGACGAACUAGAACAGAGAAUCAGGGUGGCCUAUAACUACAUCUUCCUCCUCUACUGUGACUCAGACAAGAGAGUCCUUCCUAACGGGGGCUACUGCCUUAAUGAACAAGACAUCUUAGACCGGUGGAACUCUCUUUGGGACGGAGAGAUGUGCGCCUCGCUGGAAGAGAUCUUCAGCGGAGCGACUGUUCUGGACAUGGGGGCAGGGAGAGCCCACUACGGCCGAUGUUUCCUCCGGGCGAAGGAUAACGUCGUAAGAACAAAUAACAAGAGAGAAGUCGAACGAAUGAACCGCAUGUAUACAGAGCAGAUGGAAAGGGGAGGUCUACUGAACAAGCAUCAGGUGGUUAAGUCUUGGACAGGCUACGACGGCGCCCUAAACAUAGAAGACAUCACAGGGGGCUUCGUUCAUUACGCCGAUAUCUCUCAGCCCGUUCACUUCGGCAGGAAAUAUGACUGGGUUUUGAGUCUCGAAGUGGGCGAACACAUUCCGAAGAAGUUUGAAACGAAUUACGUUGAUAAUCUUGUCAGACAUGCGUGCAAAGGUAUAGUGGUCAGCUGGGCGGUGAUUGGUCAGGCAGGUCAUCAUCACAUCAACAACCAACCAAUGGCGUACGUUCAAGAUCUGUUUGAAUCUCGCGGGCUUUUGGUCGACGAAGAAGCACAGGAAAAACUGAGGGAGCAUUCACAACUUAAACAUUACAAACAUGUUUUUGUUUUUAGAGUGCCACGUGAUAGGAGUUGCUGAGUUGGAACUGUCUGUCUUGUCUAUGAUGCUGACGGAUAGUGGCUAGAUAAAUGUCAGUAGUUUUUUUUUUUUUUUAGAUUUCAUUAAAUUAAUGGUUUUUGACUUGGUUUUGUACUGUUUCCCCCAAAACAUAGCUUUGUAUUUGUUUCGCGUGCUUUGCCCUAAUAAAGUAAUUAAGGGAAUA